This is a messenger RNA of Arabidopsis lyrata subsp. lyrata, 1742 nucleotides long. RefSeq names its product SEC14 cytosolic factor. The coding region runs from base 469 to 1494 and encodes 341 amino acids. The transcript is spliced from 11 exons. NCBI's taxonomy places the organism in Eukaryota, Viridiplantae, Streptophyta, Magnoliopsida, Brassicales, Brassicaceae. The record is from RefSeq and is a predicted model, not a curated record.
CAUGCCUACAUGGUACAAAGCUUUAGCAAGUUGUAGAAUUUCACCCUACGAUAGAAUUUUCCUCUACUAUUUCAAAGUUUGAACCUUCCUCAACGAAAAAAAGGAACAGACUUUUUACUUGUGCCAUUGACCAAGAACCACACACAAAGAGGAGGAAGAGGAAAUCAAAUGGGUUUUGGGAGUUUGAUGGAUUAUUCAACAAAUCCCACAGAAGAAAUCAGAAGCUGCUUAUUAAUUUUUGGUCACGACCAGUCUUAAUCAAAGUAGUUCGUCUCCUACUUGGUUAUUAAAAGUGUAUAUCUCUGUUGGGUCGUUUCUCUUCUCCUACCACCUCUUUGACCUUUAAUGAUGGACUCAUAGUUUGGUGCAAAGUGACAAAAAGGAGAAACAAAAAAAGAGUCGAUCUUGGAGAUUUCAUAUUAUUUUCUGGGCAAUUCUGUUUGGUUGCAGAGGAAGUGAGCCAAAACAAUGGGGAUCGUUUCAGAAGAAGCCAUUGAUGAAUUCCAAGAGCUGAUGGAUCAAGUUGAGGAGCCAUUGAAGGAAACAUAUGAGAGAGUCCAUCAGGGAUUUCUGAGAGAGAAUUUGGGUCGUUUUCUGAAAGCACGAGACUGGAACGUAUGCAAAGCUCACACAAUGCUGGUUGAGUGUUUGCGUUGGAGGGUGGAUAAUGAAAUUGACAGUAUCCUAUCCAAACCUAUUGUUCCUACUGAGUUGUAUAGGGACGUACGAGAUUCUCAACUCAUAGGAAUGUCAGGUUACACCAAAGAGGGCUUGCCUGUCUUUGCUAUUGGCGUUGGCCUCAGCACAUUCGACAAAGCUUCUGUUCACUACUAUGUCCAGUCCCACAUACAAAUCAAUGAAUAUAGAGACCGUGUAUUACUGCCUUCUAUCUCUAAGAAGAAUGGGCGGCCAAUCACCACCUGCGUCAAGGUUCUAGAUAUGACGGGGUUGAAGCUUUCAGCGCUAAGCCAAAUCAAGUUAGUGACUAUCAUAUCGACCAUCGAUGAUCUCAACUAUCCAGAGAAGACAAAUACUUACUAUGUUGUGAACGCUCCAUAUAUAUUUUCCGCAUGUUGGAAGGUUGUAAAACCUCUUUUACAAGAGAGGACACGGAAAAAAGUUCAUGUCUUAUCCGGAUGCGGAAAGGAUGAAUUAUUGAAGAUUAUGGACUUCACAUCCCUCCCACAUUUCUGUAGAAGUGGAAGCUCUGGGUCAUCUCACCACACUCAGAGCGCAAAUUGUUUUUCUAUCGAUCAUCCCUUCCAUCAACAGCUAUACAACUAUGUGAAGCACCAUUAUGAAACCCGGGGACAAGCAGAACCUGCAAAGCAAGGAUCGUUCCACGUGGGUUUUCCUGAGCCUGAAGCUGAACGUUGUGUGAUAGCCAAAACCAUAGAAUCGGAACUGCACAAGUUUGAGAACCGCAACGGUCUGGCCAUGUCCAUUGAUGACAGAAAAGCCAGUCAUGAAACACUGGCAGAUGAUGACCUCUGAAUGCUUCUGAGGGAAUUCCUUCUGUGCCUCCACAUUUAAGAUAUAUAUAUAUUUUACAGGUGAGCUAGCAAUUCAAAUGAGUAAGCGAGUACUGAGCUGUGUCCGCUCCCUAGCCAUGCAAAUGUAAAGCGAAAAGAAGAGAAUAAAUCUUGAACUGAAUGCACUUCUGGUUUUAUGUAUAGUAUUAUUUGAUCCUCUUAAUGUAGCAAAUUUAUUUGUGGGAAAUCUACCUCUCAUUUCCCUAAGCA